AUGUAUUUGUUGUCACACUGCAUGUUGCCAUUAGUGUGUAUGUUGUAUGUAUGUUUGUUGUCACACUGCAUGUUGCCAUUAGUGUGUAUGUUGUAUGUAUGUUUGUUGUCACACUGCAUGUUGCCAUUAGUGUGUACGUUGUAUGUAUGUUUGUUGUCACACUGCAUGUUGCCAUUAGUGUGUAUGUUGUAUGUAUGUUUGUUGUCACACUGCAUGUUGCCAUUAGUGUGUACGUUGUAUGUAUGUUUGUUGUCACACUGCAUGUUGUCAUUAGUGUGUACGUUGUAUGUAUGUUUGUUGUCACACUGCAUGUUGCCAUUAGUGUGUACGUUGUAUGUAUGUUUGUUGUCACACUGCAUGUUGUCAUUAGUGUGUAUGUUGUAUGUAUGUUUGUUGUCACACUGCAUGUUGCCAUUAGUGUGUAUGUUGUAUGUAUGUUUGUUGUCACACUGCAUGUUGCCAUUAGUGUGUAUGUUGUAUGUAUGUUUGUUGUCACACUGCAUGUUGCCAUUAGUGUGUAUGUUGUAUGUAUGUUUGUUGUCACACUGCAUGUUGCCAUUAGUGUGUAUGUUGUAUGUAUGUUUGUUGUCACACUGCAUGUUGCCAUUAGUGUGUACGUUGUAUGUAUGUUUGUUGUCACACUGCAUGUUGCCAUUAGUGUGUAUGUUGUAUGUAUGUUUGUUGUCACACUGCAUGUUGUCAUUAGUGUGUAUGUUGUAUGUAUGUUUGUUGUCACACUGCAUGUUGUCAUUAGUGUGUAUGUUGUAUGUGUGUUUGUUGUCACACUGCAUGUUGCCAUUAGUGUGUAUGUUGGAUGUAUGUUUGUUGUCACACUGCAUGUUGUCAUUAGUGUGUAUGUUGUAUGUAUGUUUGUUGUCACACUGCAUGUUGCCAUUAGUGUUUAUGUUGUAUGUGUGUUUGUUGUCACACUGCAUGUUGUCAUUAGUGUGUAUGUUGUAUGUAUGUUUGUUGUCACACUGCAUGUUGCCAUUAGUGUGUAUGUUGUAUGUAUGUUUGUUGUCACACUGCAUGUUGCCAUUAGUGUGUAUGUUGUAUGUAUGUUUGUUGUCACACUGCUUGUUGCCAUUAGUGUGUAUGUUGUAUGUAUGUUUAUUGUCACACUGCUUGUUGCCAUUAGUGUGUAUGUUGGAUGUAUGUUUGUUGUCACACUGCAUGUUGCCAAUAGUGUGUAUGUUGGAUGUGUGUUUGUUGUCACACUGCUUGUUGCCAUUAGUGUGGAUUCUCCAGUCAGCUGUGCCGUGA
This is a messenger RNA of Candidula unifasciata, 1263 nucleotides long. Lineage: Eukaryota; Metazoa; Mollusca; Gastropoda; Stylommatophora; Geomitridae. The record is from the annotation of a GenBank genome assembly.